Molecule: messenger RNA, 824 nt
Organism: Marmota monax (woodchuck)
Lineage: Eukaryota; Metazoa; Chordata; Mammalia; Rodentia; Sciuridae
Gene: Sco2
Product: protein SCO2 homolog, mitochondrial
Exons: 1
Coding region: 1-780 (259 amino acids)
Biological process (GO): intracellular copper ion homeostasis; mitochondrial respiratory chain complex IV assembly
Cellular component (GO): mitochondrial inner membrane
Molecular function (GO): copper ion binding; copper chaperone activity
Source: RefSeq, a predicted model, not a curated record
AUGCUGUUGCUGGCUCGGGGGCCCAAGGCCAAGGCUUGGCUUUGGCUUUGUCAGCUUAGGCCACCAGUACCCUCUAUGACCCCUGGAAAUGAAGCCCUGCACAUGAGGCCCCGGCACUUCUCGUGGCAGGGCCCACCUCAAGGCCCUAGGCUUCGAACCAGGCUGCUCAUCACUGCCCUAUUUGGAGCUGGGCUGGGUGGGGCCUGGCUGGCUGCCAGGGCUGAGAAGGAACAGCGGCGGCAGCAACAGCGGACGGAAGCCCUGCGCCAGGCUGCUGUGGGUCAGGGCGACUUCAGCCUAUUGGACCACCAAGGCCAGGCUCGCUGCAAGGCCGACUUCCGGGGCCAGUGGGUACUGAUGUACUUUGGCUUCACACACUGCCCAGACAUCUGCCCAGACGAGCUGGAGAAGCUGGUACAGGUGGUACAACAGCUGGAAGCCAAGCCUGGACUGCCCCCUGUGCAGCCCAUCUUCAUUACUGUGGACCCUGAGCGGGAUGAUGUGGCAGCUAUGGCCCGAUAUGUGCGAGACUUCCACCCAAGACUGCUGGGUCUAACGGGCUCUGUUGAGCAGGUGGCCCAGGCUAGCCGCAGCUACCGUGUGUACUACAGUGCUGGCCCCAAGGAUGAGGACCAGGACUACAUUGUCGACCACUCCAUUGCUAUCUACUUGCUAAACCCUGAUGGCCUCUUCACGGACUACUAUGGUAGGGGCAGGUCCGCGGAGCAGAUUGCAGACAGUGUGCAGCGGCACAUGGCUGGCUUUCGCAGUGUCCUCUGAACCACUGCAGCCUGGGGCCAUCAUUAAACCACACUUCUCAGUUG